Exaiptasia diaphana is the source of this 2046-nucleotide messenger RNA. RefSeq names its product translation initiation factor eIF-2B subunit gamma. Gene Ontology annotation, cellular component: eukaryotic translation initiation factor 2B complex; guanyl-nucleotide exchange factor complex. Bases 179 to 1582 code for a protein of 467 amino acids. The transcript is spliced from 11 exons. Gene Ontology annotation, biological process: biosynthetic process; cytoplasmic translational initiation. Lineage: Eukaryota; Metazoa; Cnidaria; Anthozoa; Actiniaria; Aiptasiidae. Gene Ontology annotation, molecular function: translation initiation factor activity; guanyl-nucleotide exchange factor activity. The record is from RefSeq and is a predicted model, not a curated record.
CAUUUAUGUGAGCAGCGGUCUAUACUAAAGCAGCCAUUCAAAAAUAGUUUAUUUSCUCGCUAAAAAUGAGUAAAUUUAGCUCUUUCAAAACACAUAUUUAAUGAAUGUUAUGUCCUGAAAAGUAAUUUAGCAUUUCUUUAAGUUAUUUGAUAGAAAAACACUUUAAUCACCGAUCRAAAUGGCGGAAUACCAGGCAGUGAUAUUAGCUGCUGGAAGUGGCUCGAGAAUGUACCCUCUAACUGAGAAAAUYCCAAAGGCAUUAUUACAUGUUGGAAAUCUACCUUUGAUAUGGUAUCCUGUCAAUACGCUAGAAAAAGCAGGGUUUGAAGGUAUGAYAGUUGUUGUGCUUGAAUCAGAAGCAUCUCAAAUAUCACAUGCUCUCUCAACAUACUGCAGUAAUACAAAGUUAAAAUUUGACUAYGCAAUGAUACCUGAUGACAAAGACAUGGGAACUGCUGACUCCUUAAGACAAAUCAAAGACAAAAUUGAGAAAGACAUUGUUUUAGUGAGCUGUGAUCUAAUAACUGAUGUCCCUCUUCACCGUCUUGCUGACAUCCAUCGUACCUAUGAUGCAUCCAUUACAGCUCUUCUUGCUCCUAUCCCUGAAACAAACGCUGACAGAGAGGCAGCUGCUAAUCCUAAAGCAAAGAAGAAGAAAACUAAUAACUUAGAUCAAUGUGACUAUGUUGGAAUUCAUUCAAAUGAAAGUAGRCUGAUAUUUUUUGCCCCUGGUGCUGAUUUAGAAGAAACUCUUGUUGUUAGGAAAUCUCUGUUAAAAAGAUACCCAAGUAUCAAUAUUGUAACCAAUUUAAUGGAUGGUCACCUGUAUCUCAUGAAGAAAUGGGUUAUUGACUAUGUUGCACAGAAUAGUUCCAUAAGCACAGUAAAAGGAGAACUUGUCCCUCACUUGGUGAAGAAACAAUUUCAGAAGGAAAAGAUACUAAACAGGCCUUUAUAUGGAGCUGAUACUAGUUCAGUUUCUGUAGUCGGAGAUGACUCUAAACCAGAUCUUUUAAGUUUUGCAAUUGAAGAUGAGAUUACUACUAUCACAAGAGAUUACACGUCAUGGAGCAGCUCUGGCUCAACAGAGUAUCAACRUGGGAACAGGAUUCGAUGUCAUACAUAUGUCAUGGACAGUGGAUUAUGUCUUCGAGCUAAUACUUUGCCAAUGUACAUGGAAGCAAAUAGAUUGAUUCCUAAGCAACUCUGCCAUUUAUCGUCCAAAGAUAUAACCCUUGUUCAUCCUUCUGCCACCAUUAAACCAAAAUCACAGGUUGGAGGUGACUGCAUGGUUGAUGAAAGCGUUUCUGUUGGAGAAAAAGUCUCAGUCAAGAAAUCAGUGAUUGGCAAACACACAACUGUUGGAGAUAGAGUUAAAAUAACAAACUCUGUUAUAAUGGAUCACGUCACAAUUAAAGAUGGUUGCAACAUACAGAACAGCAUUAUUUGCAAUAAUGCAUACAUCAAAGAGAAUGCAUCUCUGAAGGACUGUCAAGUUGGUAAUGGUUUUACUGUUAAUGAAGGAGCUGAACUCAAGGGAGAGGCUCUAGUCACAGAUCAGCAUAUGAUGGACUUUGAAUAAACAUUUUAAGAGAAUACAAUGUGGAAACUGUACUGAUAAUGCUCAUAUGGUUGCAUGCAUAACAGCAGCGACCUUUCCCAUUCCCCUCCCCCAGUGUCUGUAGUUCAGCUUUGCAAGCUAUCACAUUCAAAAUUCACUGACAAAGGCCACCAUUGAAACCAAUAGACAAGAGAUUGUUUUGUAAUUGUUGAUUCAAUUCACACUGCCCCUAGCUACAUGUAAAGUGUUCAUACAAUUUCAAAGCAGAUUCUUUGGGGGUGACAAAACAUUGAUAGCAAUAAACUUCAAAAUGGUAUGGGAUUUGGGGCAGCUUGGGGGAAGGAGAACUAUACAGAAAAUAUACUGUUAAAUAAGUUAUUUUAUUUAUGCACCUGAAUUAAAACCAUGAACUAAUAAAUAAUAUGGGUGAAAACAUAAAAUGCAAUCAUUUACAACUUUUGCCAUAUUAMACUAUAUACAAAACA